Paracoccidioides lutzii Pb01 is the source of this 180-nucleotide messenger RNA. RefSeq lists its product as hypothetical. The coding region runs from base 1 to 180 and encodes 59 amino acids. The record is from RefSeq and is a predicted model, not a curated record. The transcript has a single exon.
AUGUCUCAAUUGGAACGGCAAAGCUGCAAGAUUACAAGCUGCACAGAUGUUCUUUCAAGUCUCAUGAAUCAGAUUCUUGAUCAGUUGGUUAAGGAAAGACAUCUGGCUAUGCACAAUGUCACUAUACUAGCAAAAGAGUUCACAGAGCUUAGAGCUGCCAACAACACCAGGCAGAAGUGA